CGAAAGCCAUGCUAUCUCCCACCACUCAGACGAAAGAUGAAGGAGGGAGUGCGAGCUUCUUUUGUUCGGCUGACGGGAAUCCGCCUCCAAAAAUCCAAUGGAGAAUCAAGGACAGUAGAGCUUUGAUAGGACCUAAUUACUCAAUGAAAGAGGAUGGAACGCUUAUAAUAAAACGCUUGAGCUACAGUGACGCUGGGACGUACACUUGUAUUGCGACAAAUAUUCUUGGAUCACAUAGCGUUUCUGGAGACCUGGUAGUCCGGGGACUUCCCGUAUUUACUCUGGUGCCUCCAGCGCUUGUCACACCGAAAGAACUUAAUACUCUUAGACAAAGUUGUCAAGCUGAUGGAAUUUCCCCACCUGUUUUAAGCUGGAGGAGAUCAGGGAUGUCUUUCCCCGGUGGAAAGACUGUUCAGAGUGGGGGAAACCGUACCAUUAGCCCCAUUGUCCUGUCGAUAGUGGAUUGUGCAAGUGUAUAGCAACAAACAGUAUGGGUACCAAGAAAGCCUCUAUGAACGUGGUAGUGCAGCAGCAACCGGGUUUUGAUUGCAGCUGGCGUAGCCGAUAUAUAUACAGAAAAAAAUACGGUCAAAGUUGGGGAUGGACACAUUAUCCGACUGCAUUUAGCGCAAUCAAUUUUCCAAACAAGUGGUAAAGUCUUCCUGCAAGGAUAUCGAUUGAGGAUAGUUCAACAUAAGCCGAUGUCAGGCUUGCAAGUCACCAUUCGUUUGUA
Molecule: messenger RNA, 733 nt
Organism: Stylophora pistillata
Lineage: Eukaryota; Metazoa; Cnidaria; Anthozoa; Scleractinia; Pocilloporidae
Product: peroxidasin-like protein
Source: RefSeq, a predicted model, not a curated record